This is a messenger RNA of Eupeodes corollae, 3017 nucleotides long. RefSeq lists its product as uncharacterized. The transcript has 7 exons. Bases 1147 to 2085 code for a protein of 312 amino acids. The record is from RefSeq and is a predicted model, not a curated record. Lineage: Eukaryota; Metazoa; Arthropoda; Insecta; Diptera; Syrphidae.
CUGGCUUACACCGAGGAGAUGUGUGCCGUUGCGUCGUCGUUUGGUUUUUGUCUUGUCAAAAAAUAAAUUUUGCGCCACGUUCAAAACGCAAAAUCCCAGUGAUAUAUAAACAACAACAACCACAACAAAAAAAUGUUUAUUUUUGAAAAUAAAUAUUCUAAUUUAUUUAAAAAUAAAUAAAAUUUUGAAAUUAAAAAAAGUGGAGAAAAUAUUUAUAUGCAUUUCUGAGAAAUAACAAAAUAAAAUAUAGAAUAAUGUUCGUUACGAUUGGCUGAACCGUGUCGAUGUUCAAGUCGUGAAUCUGCUUUUGUUGUUUUUUUUUUGUUGAAUUUAUUUAUUUGCAAUUCCGCGGUUUCUGACGAAGUCAAGGCAUAGGAAGCAGUAGAGUGGAGAAAAUAAUAAAAAUUAAACAAAAAAGGAGAGAAUUAACACCAAAUCUCUACACACAAAUACUAGUGCAACGGUAUUUUCUACCUGUGGCAUGUGGAUACGAUCGUUUCUCCAGCCUGCUCAGCUCCGUUGUAUCUAAGUUGGUGAUUGGACUUCAAAUACGUUUGCAAAUUAAGAAUCUGCCCCCUUAAGCCCCUUUAUCACCUUUAGCUCCACAAGAAAACACGUCGGUCGCGUCGUCGUUGUCGUCGAUAUCGUCGUCGUCUGUCGUUAUCGGUGGUUGGUUGUUGGUCGCAUCUAGCAUCUCGCAUCGGCUUGCGGUCCUGUGUGUUUAAGUUCUGUCAACAUUCCAACGACUUGAGCGCGCGUAAUAUUUGGACUUUAAGCCCCACAAGUAUUUUAUCUUUUUUUGUUUUUUUUUUUUUCAUCGUUUGGCAAGACAAGAGGAAGAAGGACAUUUUUGUCGCUCACUGAUCAGCAGCAGGCGGCUUUGGCUUGUGGCUUGUGGAAGCACGAAGACGGGCGCAUUGUGAAGCAGUUCCAGCCGGCAUCGCGCAAACAGGUUAACUUCAAUUGACGUUCAAGUCUUCAGGUCUCAUAAAUGGAUUGCUGGCUUUUUUCUUCGACAGAAAAUAACAAUCAAGAGAUCGUCGUAUUAUAAUUGAUAUUGAAGUAAUUGAAUGGAAACGAAAAACAAAAAAACAGAAAAUUAAUUCCACCCAAAUUAAUUGAUCGUUUAAUUAUGCUGAAGUUGAAAUGGCUAGACCGAAAACUUCUAUUUACGCUGCGGGGAUAACCUGCUUGGGAUUUAUUUGCUUUAUUCUAGCUGCAGCUGCAGUUGGAAUACCAAUAUGGGGCCAUUACGACACUCCAUCAGGUGGAUAUUACGACACCGAUAGAGGAUACUUUAGUUUAUUUAAAGUUUGCAAACAAUUGACGUACAACAGAGAAAAAUGUGGGAGUGAUGUAUCUAAAUUUCAACUUGCUUCUUCUGUUUUUGUAAGUGGCAUUCUGGCGGUACUUAGUACGGUUGCAUUGGGGAUAUAUUGUAUUCUGGCAAUUAUACAAAUGGCAAUGAUAUCUUCAAGGGAAAAGGUUGUGAUGAAAUAUACUUCUUUGGUUUUGUUUAAGAUGUUUAUGGCAUUAAUAGGAUGUCUUCUAGCUAUAAUUGCAACAAUUUUGUUUGCUGUACAAAUAGAUGAUUCUGAAAAAUAUGGAUUUCGAGUAACGAGAGGAGUUUCAUUUUAUAUUCAAAUAGCUGUAAUAGGUUUAACAAUAGCCCUUUUUGUGGCAUCAGUGUAUGAUAUGCUCUUUUCAAGGAAACCUGAAGGAGACCCAACUAUGGCUAUAGAUACAUCACCAGCUAAUGCUACUACAUUCAAUAAUCCUGGAUUUAAAGAAGGACGAACGAGAAAUGGAGUCUCUGUAACAGAUGCCUCAGGAAAACCCUACAGCGGCAUUCGAAAUGGUGGUAGUGUUGCAUCAAUGAACACAACCCUAACAAGUGUGUCGAACGGUUCAACAGUCGAAUCUGUUACCCGGUCACCUCUGCGAUCCAGUUUAAAGAAACCCCGACCAAAGGACACUCUGGGUAUACAGAAUCCAGGUUUCUCAGGAUCCGGGCAUUCACCGCCAAUGAAUCGAAAUGGCAGUGUUAAAAAAGUUCGAAUACAAACGCAUAGUACGGAAGUUUAAUUAAAAACAAAAAAUUAAAUUAAUUAAUAUAAAUCUCACACCACCUCCACCACCAACCUACCUUAUAGUCCGUUUAAAAUUUAAACGUUGUUUUUUUUUUGUUAAGAAGAAAGACUGUGUAAAAAGUAAUAUUGCAUAUUUUAUUAAAAACAAAAAAUAUAUAAUAAUUCGUUGCAUUAUGUCGUCAAAUUUUAGUUAUGUAUUAAUUUUUAAAUAUAUAAUUAUUGUGUACAACUGUUGUGCUGGAGUAUUUAGUAGAUAAAUAAUAAUUGAUUAAAAUUUACAUUCUUUAAAACAAAAACAAAACCGGGCAAAAAGCAAAAUCUUCUUGAAUUAGAUUUAUAAUUUGUUUGUAUUGAAUUAAUGAAACACAUAAUUUUUAAAUGAAUUUUAAAUUUAACAUUAACUUUAAUAUCCUCACUUUAUUAAACUCUCUGUCUUCCAUUACGUUACGUAAAUUUUAAUUCGAUUCAAAAAUGGAUAAACUUGUAAUUAUAUUUAAAAUGAUAUAAUUAUGAGAGUACAAAAUGGAAAAUAAUAUGUAAAUAAUUCUAAUUAUUAUUAUUUUAACUCACUGCAUAUUUUGUUGUUUUAAUUAAAUAUUAACAGCAUUUUUAUUGUAUUCACUGAAGACAUAGAUAUAAAUAAAUUUAAAAAAGAAAAACAGCAAACGAUUCCGUCCUAUGGUGGAGCACGAAGCAUCAUCCACAAUUUGAUAUUCGUUGCUGGCACUGUGAUUUUAAUAAAGAAACAUUAUUUGUUUAAAUUAUUUUCUUUUUCUAAUUUAAAUUUUAUUUUAUUUUUAAUUAAUCCACACAAAUUAUUUUUAUUGGUAAUUAAAAUUGCUGUAAGGAGACAGGCACAAAAUAAAUACAAUUUAUUGUUUGUUGAAUUUAGUAAUUAUAUAAUAAAAGUUUACAUAGAAAUAUAAU